This is a messenger RNA of Thermothielavioides terrestris NRRL 8126, 1029 nucleotides long. Its product is annotated as glycoside hydrolase family 18 protein. Gene Ontology annotation, molecular function: chitinase activity. The transcript has a single exon. Bases 1 to 1029 code for a protein of 342 amino acids. Lineage: Eukaryota; Fungi; Ascomycota; Sordariomycetes; Sordariales; Chaetomiaceae. Gene Ontology annotation, biological process: carbohydrate metabolic process. Gene Ontology annotation, cellular component: extracellular region. The record is from RefSeq and is a predicted model, not a curated record.
AUGCCUCCACUCCCCCGCCCGGCGCUGCCCCGGCUUAUAACCUACUACCAAACGCACCACACACCCUCGGGCAGUCCCAUCUCCGUCCUCCCGCUCCUCCAACAGCCCGGCAUCGCGCUCACACAUCUCAUCCUCGCCGCUAUCCACAUCAACGAAGACCCCGCCGCCCUCACCCUCAACGACCACCCGCCAUCCGACCCGCGCUUCACCACCCUCUGGGCCGAGCUGCGCGUCCUCCAGGCGAGCGGCAUCCAAGUCCUGGGCAUGCUCGGCGGCGCGGCGCCGGGCACCUUCGCGCGGCUCGAUGCGGCGGACGAGGCGACCUUCGAGCGCUACUACGGCCCGCUGGCGCGGCUGGUGCGCGAGCGCGGGCUCGACGGCCUCGACCUCGACGUCGAGGAGCCCAUGUCGCUGGCGGGAAUCGUGCGGCUGAUCGACCGGCUGCGCGCCGACUUCGGCCCGGCCUUCGUGAUCACGCUGGCGCCCGUGGCGGCGGCGCUGCUGCGCGCCGACCACAACCUGAGCGGCUUCGACUACGAGGCGCUCGAGGUGCUGCGCGGCGCCGAGAUCGCCUGGUACAACGCGCAGUUCUACUGCGGCUGGGGCGACUGCAGCAAUCCGGCCAUGUACGAGAUGCUGCUGGCCAAGGGGUGGAAGCCCGAGAAAAUCGUAGUGGGGCUCGUGACGAACCCCAAGAAUGGCUCGGGCUGGGUGCCGUGGAACCUGCUGGGGAAUGUGCUGCCGCUGCUGGCGGGGAGGCAUCCCCGGUUUGGCGGGGUUAUGGGAUGGGAGUACUUCAACAGUUUGCCGGGCGGAGAGCAAAGGCCGUGGGAAUGGGCACAAGCGAUGACUGCGUUGCUGAGAGGGAGGAGGACGACGGCGUCAUAUGCGCCCGAAGUGGUCGACGGACUCAAGCCCGCAGAGACAGCGCUCAGCGAAGCGGAUCCCGAUGAGGCUGGGAAGGGGGUUGCGGCGCCCGUGCCCCAAGAUUUCGAGUAUUACUCGGAUGGAGGCGGCCAGUCGGACUAG